AGCUGUGAGGGCAACUCAGAACCAGCAGCAUGUCAGACGGGCACGUCCGAGAAGGAGAAAUUCAAAUCAUCCGAGCCCAUCUCAUUGAGUCAGGUCGUUGGUAAGGCGGGCCUGUAUGCAUUUGAAUGUUAGGAAUCGACAUCCGGCUUCGAUUUGGCUUUGCAGCCCCGCAGUUGGUUCUCCGCGAGAGUUCUUUACAUCCACGACGCGUCGGGACCGGAUUAAUCAUCUGACAGACCACAAAGCAAACACGGAGAAAGCAAAGCGGGCGAGUUGUCUGCUCGUCUGCUCGUCUGCUCGUCGGUGUCCGAGGCUCCUGCUCAUGCACCAGCUUCCGCAUUCGUUCCAAGAACAGAUCCCUGGGUCCCGCCAAGGGGCACCAGGCGGAAAAUGCGUCGAUGCUGGCCCCAUCCCUGGGGCGGGAAGCAACGUUAUGCUGUCAUCAGCCUCAGCCCUGAAAGUUUCUUGGGCUUCUGUGGCUCUUUUCUGCAUCGAGCUUGUCCUGGUCAGACACACUUCAACAUCGGCUCGACUCAUCUUGAGAAAGGCAAUGGAAGCAUGCUUUUCCUUUUGCCCGACGCACAGAUGGUCGAGUCGGAGAGGGAAAGUGGCGUUGUCUACGGAUGAAAUAUGCAGUCAAGAGAUGGCAGAUGAGGGAAGUUUGGCCGUUCCCGCGUACUCUGAUUCUGGCAUUUUCACACUACCAUACCAUUCAGGUUCACUCACGCCGCACGCCGCCCCCUAGGAUACCUCUAGGGUGAACAAAUUCAUCUGGUAUUAUCACCGAGGCCUAUGUCGUGAUGGAGAAUAUCGGCGUAUCUGAACGAAUAGCUCCGCACACAUAUGCCCCGGGUUCGUGUCCCGUCUUCUUGUUGUUGAAAUCCUUGCAUCGUCAUACCUGAGGCUGGCUAUAAUCUCCUCGGAUCUUUCGUAGGCUUGAUGCCUUAACUUUGCACCUAGGCUCGGAUACGUAUCCUGCUGUUUUGUGACUGGUCAAUUUGCCCCGUCACUCGCGCCGUUUGAGUCCCCGGUCACUGAGGUAAGGUUCUCCGUACU
This is a messenger RNA of Colletotrichum phormii, 1056 nucleotides long. RefSeq lists its product as uncharacterized. Bases 116 to 745 code for a protein of 209 amino acids. The record is from RefSeq and is a predicted model, not a curated record. Lineage: Eukaryota; Fungi; Ascomycota; Sordariomycetes; Glomerellales; Glomerellaceae. The transcript has a single exon.